CGCGCGUGAUCCUAAGCUCCUUGAAUGGAGUGCUCCAUCUUCAUGGAGACCCGCGCGCUCCGUGCGUCCUGGUGCCGCGCGCUUCUCUAUGGCUAGUGCGCGUUCGGGUUUGGAGGACAACACGCAGGAAGAAGACAGAGUCCCUCUCCAUGAUCCUCACGUGCGGCUUGGAAAGUGGAGAGAGGGGCUGGAGAGUGUGGAUCGUUUUCCACUUGCGUAAAGCGGAAAAAGAAGAAGAAGAAGACGAAGAAGAGGCGCCAUGGAGCCACUGAAGACCAUAUUCACGCGCGGCACGCUGUCCCCAUGGAAGAACCUGGAGCAAUCCCAGACCGCUCCGCCGAACUUCACCAACCCGGUGUGGACGGCCCUCUUCGAUUAUGAGGCGUCCGGCAAGGACGAGCUGACCCUGCGCAAAGGCGAUGUCGUGGAAAUCCUGUCCCUGGACUCGGAGAUCUCCGGGGACGAAGGCUGGUGGGCCGGGAAGGUCAACAACAAGGUGGGAAUCUUCCCGUCCAAUUACGUCUCGCUCAAACCCGGAGGCUACGGGAAGAUCCCCGUCUCCAGCGUCGACUCGGCGGUGGAGCUGCAGUUCGAACCCGACGUGCUGGAUUUCCGAGAGCUCAGCCUGCAGGAGGUGAUAGGGGUCGGCGGGUUCGGGAAGGUCUACCGGGGCACGUGGAGAGGGGAGCUCGUGGCGGUGAAGGCGGCGCGCCAGGACCCGGACGAGGACAUCAGCGUGACGGCGCAGAACGUGCGGAACGAGGCGCGCCUCUUCGCCAUGCUCACGCACCCCAACAUCAUAGCUCUCAAAGGCGUGUGCUUGCAGGAGCCGAACCUGUGCCUGAUCAUGGAGUACGCGUCCGGCGGGCCCCUGAGCCGCGCCUUGGCCGGGAGACGCAUCGCGCCGCACGUGCUGGUCAACUGGGCCGUGCAGAUCGCCAGAGGGAUGCUGUACCUUCACAGCGAGGCUAUAGUCACUGUCAUUCACAGGGACCUCAAAUCAAAUAACAUCCUCCUGGCCCAGCCGAUAGAGAAGAACGGGAUGGAGGGGAACACCCUGAAGAUCACGGAUUUCGGAUUGGCGCGAGAGUGGCAGAAGACCACCAAGAUGAGCACAGCGGGGACCUACGCCUGGAUGGCGCCGGAGGUCAUCAAAUCCUCCACCUUCUCCAAAGGCAGCGACGUGUGGAGCUAUGGAGUUUUAUUAUGGGAGUUACUCACAGGCGAGGUGCCAUACAGAGGCAUCGAUGGUCUGGCCGUGGCCUAUGGAGUCGCAGUGAAUAAACUGACUCUGCCCAUCCCCUCAACAUGUCCUGAACCCUUCGCCCAGCUUAUGUCAGGGUGUUGGGAUCAGGACCCCCACCGCAGGCCGAGCUUCGCCUCUAUCUUGGCUCAGCUGUGCGCGCUGGAGCAGCAGGUGAUGGAAGAGAUGCCUCAGGACUCCUUUCACUCCCUGCAGGACGACUGGAGACUGGAGAUCCAGGGCAUGUUUGAUGAGCUGCGUGCUAAGGAAAAGGAGCUGAGGUGUCGGGAAGAGGAGCUGAAGCGCGCCGCUCUGGAGCAAAAGUCUCACGAGGAGUUUCUGCGCCUGCGCGAGCAGCAGCUGGCCCAGUGGGAGCAGGACGUGUUCGAGAGGGAGCUCUCGCUCCUCAUCCUCCAUCUUAACCAAAACCAGGAGAAACCCAAUGUCAAGAAGCGUAAAGGAACCUUCAAGAAGCACAAGCUCAAAUCCAAGAAUGGGGAGAAGAUCAGUAUGCCACAAGAUUUUAUCCAUAAAAUCACAGUGCAGGCUUCUCCUGGGUUGGAAAAGAGGCGGAAUUCUCCAGACUUGGGUUCCCCUUCCAUCGGGCCACGUUUCCGUGCCAUCCAAUUGAGCCCCAGCGAAAGUAAGUGGAGCUCAGGGUGGCCGCUGGAAACUCUUCCUCUGAAGGCUAACGGUGAGAGAAGACUCGCCCCUCACUGGAGCCCCCAAAGCCCCAAGAGCCCCAAGAGCCCCAAAGUGCAGCGCCUGAGUCCGCAGGACAGCGGCCUGUCUAUGCGAGCCCGGCUCUUGGCUUUGGACAGCAACGAGAACGGUGACUCCAAAGACGACUUUGAGGAGUACAGACCCAACACACCUGAACCGAGCCAAAAUGGUUCUGCCUCGGUUAAGGAAGCUUCCUGGACAGUUCUUCCAGAAGAGGACUCUGGGAGCGAAGAGGGAUAUUUGUCCCCUCGUAGUUCACCAAACCUAGACUGUCGCUCUUGUGUUCCUUCUCAUACUAAAAGCACUCACCGUGCCUUGCUUAGUGGCGCUGCUGUCCUCGCCUCUGUGGCUCUCGGACGCCAUCUAGAACCUCAGCAUCCACCUACACCCCCUCCACGAACUUCCCAUAGAACUUACGUUCCUGCUCUGGAGAUAGGGCGGGAACAACAUCCAUCUCCUGUAGUGGACUUACCCCCGGAUCCCGUUUUGGUUGGGGACCUAAUCACGUUCAGUACAGACUCUCUGCCCCAAGAGCUACUUGAAGCCUCCCUGAAACCUCCGGAGAACAAGCCUUUACCUUUGACCCCACCUCCUCCGAACCCCAGAGAGAGAGACAGGUUCACCAGAAAGACUGUCCCGCACAGCUCUGCUGAGUGGAUCGCUAAUGGAGAGACGGAGAAUGAGAUUAUAACCGAGACUGGGGACAGGAGGAGAAGAUCUAGCCAUGGACUUUCCUCACAUCUAAUGUUGGAUCUACCAUUGUGUCAAGAUACCAUGGAAUCAGAUGAGAAAUCCCCAGUCCCGUUCGUCCGCUACCCUGAUCCUCGUCUUUGGAGCCCUAAAACGCGGCGUCUGGAGGUAAACAUCAUACCACGACCUCGGCCAUCUCCUAACCGACCUCGAAUAGAUCCCUGGAGCUUCAUUUCAGCCGGCGGGAUGGAUAAAUGUAACACGCGGCUUGGCAUUUCAUCUAGCAGCCCCACAAGUCCGCGCCUGGGGUACAGACCCUCUCCUACCAACCCUUUCACGAAUUGUGACCCCUUUCCUUCCCCUGAUUGCGAUCCUUUCAAUCUCAAGGCUGACCCAUCAAUUAACUCAGAUCUUCCAUCACCAUUCGAUCCCUUCUCUGCCCCUUUUCCCAUUUCCCGCUCUGCACCAUGCUCCGCCAACGGGAGUCCCAACCUUUCUCUCAGGGUCGCCCCAUUGAACCCCGCUGACUCCCCAUUUAUAGACCUGGGUUGGGCAGGGGUCAACAAGCCUGUGGUUGCCAAAGAGAAAGUUUUUCCCAGAAAGACUCUGGGGCUCAGUCCCUUUAAGUCGACAACAAAGAAACGUGACGACAUAUUCUGAGCUCGUAAUGAAAUCCCUGGAUUCACACAGCACAGCCCGUGAUGACUAACUGCCCCCAGUAUUGGUGCUUCGUGUUCCUUUGAAAAGUUUGAGACUAUCCAAGUGGUGGAUUAUAAGUUUUGCCUACGCUAAAAAAAAGAAGCUCAUAAUAUUUGCAGGUUUAUAAUGUGGCUUAUGUGCUUCAAAUCAACAUCGCUCACUAUUCUACAGUGAGGAUUCUUCCAGAACCAGAGCUGACAUUUUGCCUUCGCAUUACCUUUUUCACUCUGUUAUCUCAGUUAGCGCGAUGUCUGUUUCAGCUAACGAGUAAUUAACGUAGGAGUUACACCAUGGGGCUGUAUUCAUAAAGCUUCUCAGAACCCUCCCAUAGAGCUCCUAACAUGACUUAAAAAAUGUCUAGUCUUAACUUAGGAGUGAUUUAGGACCAAUCACAGAGCAACUCUGAACAAGGAAAAGACAAAACCUAUUAUCUCAGUGAGGAGGCGGGGCUGACACAAUUACUAUGUAUGACGCAUUUCUCUCAAGACUGCAAUUAAACAUAAACGAAUAUCCAAACCAACAACUAGUAUCGUACCAUCAUGUCGGGCAGGUUCGGAUGAUUUCUUAAGAAAAUAUUUAGGGCGGGUGAGUCAGUCAGCCUAAUUAUCAAUAAACGUACAGGGAACACUUUUUUUGCUUUCUUUUCUCUCUUUCGAUCACUCGGUCUGUCAUCACACACACAUACCACACGCGCAGGCAGAGGCUAAUGUUUUUCCCUAAAUGCUAUGCGUGGCUUUUGUUUAA
This is a messenger RNA of Clarias gariepinus (North African catfish), 4099 nucleotides long. Its product is annotated as mitogen-activated protein kinase kinase kinase 11. The record is from RefSeq and is a predicted model, not a curated record. Gene Ontology annotation, molecular function: JUN kinase kinase kinase activity; ATP binding; protein binding. The coding region runs from base 260 to 3316 and encodes 1018 amino acids. NCBI's taxonomy places the organism in Eukaryota, Metazoa, Chordata, Actinopteri, Siluriformes, Clariidae. The transcript has 10 exons. Gene Ontology annotation, biological process: positive regulation of apoptotic process; microtubule-based process; protein phosphorylation. Gene Ontology annotation, cellular component: centrosome.